CUGCGCCUGUGCAGUAUGACGACUGGCAGUCUGGGAAGUGGUUAGCCGACUGCAAUAUGCACAUGCUGGUCAACCAGAUCGCCUGUGACGUCACAUUUAGGUUCGACGAAUCAUCGGAGGCAAUUCCCGCCCACAAGUAUGUUCUGAUAAGCCGAAGUUGCGUCUUCUACCACAUCUUCAGUAACGAAGAGAUCACAGACUUCGAGAUACACGAUGUCGAAAUACAAAUAUUCAAGCUAUUUCUAAGAUUCCUCUACACGGACAUGAUCGAUUGUACGUUCGACAACGUGUCCAGCCUGCUGCAUCUCGCCAAGCGGUACCGAGUGAGCAACCUCCGGAAGCGGUGUCUGCGCUUCCUCCAGGCCAACAUAACCCCGGAGACCGUGUGUCCCAUCAUGGAGAGGGCGCACCGCUUUCAGGAGAUCGCACUGCACGAGAGCUGUCUCAAUUUCGUCAAGCGGAACGGAGAGGUCGUGCUCAAGUCCAAGGGCAUCCAGGAGCUGUGUCACGACUGCUUCAACAAGAUCAUCAUGGCAGACGACCUGAACGCCUCGGAGGAGCGAGUUCUUAUGGCCGCGCUCUUCUGGUCCGAGAGCGAAUGCAGACGCGAAGAAAGGGAAAUUACUCCGGCCGAUCAGAGAGAGGUGCUGGGAGAGUCUAUAAAGUAUAUUAGAUUCCCGUUGCUUGAUAGGAGAUUUUUCGUGUUGAACGUCAGUCCCGUUGGAAUUCUUAACGACGUGGAGACUAAUAUAAUCCUCGAGUAUUACAUUUGUCCCGAAAAGGGCGCCGAUCCCUUUUCCUCCCGUCCAAGGAUUGGUCAGGACCCGCCGGAUCCCAACGCUAUAAAACGUAAACCGGUUUUACCGGCUAUACGCGAAGGAUCGUCGUCAUCAAAACGCGGAGAGACUCCAAAGGAGACACCGAAAAAGGAAGAACCGAAACCUCUUAAAGUUCUCCACCGCCAGAGAUACCCAACCAAAGCGGAUCUCCUGAAACAUCCAGUCGCGAAAACCGGACCGAAACCGAAACCGCCCAAACAAAACAAGGACGGGAAGGAAGAAGAGGAGGAGGAGGUUGAGAGAGACACUUUGGUCCUCCGGUUUCCCAGCAGGGAUGAGUUCUAUGGCUGGAAGUGUCCCGGCAACAUGGAUGACGCCAUCGCCUUCAAGUGCAACGAGGUGACAACUCUGACGGGCUUCGUGCUGUUCUCUCCCAUAGACCCGGACUCGGGUCAUUACGUCGUGCGGGCCAUUCUGGUGGACAACAGCGGGAAGGUGGUCCCCACGUCGACGUUCGGCGUGCGAGUGAAUGUAGAUCCGGAAGACGUCUAUUACGAAAUACCGUUCCCGACUCCCGUGACGCUGCAACCGUCGGUUCUGUACACGCUGGUGGUGUCGAUCAAAGGGUCGGCCACGUAUCAGGGGAAGGACGGGUUCCACACGGUACUGGUAGGGGACAGGGUUUUCACUUUUCACGACACGCUAGCCAGCAGAAACGGUACGAACAGGAUAGGAGGCCAAAUUCCAGGUUUGCUAGUAAGAUUGUGAAGGGAUUGUGAAAGACGUAUGUAUCGAAGACAUGACUGAUAAUGGAGAGAUGUGAUUGUGUGGUGAAGGGAAGGGGGGGGGGGGGUGUCAAGGACGGAUCAAAGUGAGCGGACCAGGAGGACACGUCCCCCUAAAACCAAAUUACCCCCUUUUUCAACACUUUGUUUACAAAUUGUACUGACGUACCCUGAGAUUUCAGGAAGUUGUUCCAUGUACCUUUGUGACCUGGGUCCCCUCUUAAAAUAUUUCCUGGGUCCGCCCUUGUGGGACCAGCUUUUUUUCCCCUUGCUUUUUGUUUUCAGCGCUUGAAUUCAUUCGUGGAUACAACCGACUUUAUCCUAGAUGCACGGAAAACUUACUAGAAUCCACUGGCGGAUCUAGUCGGAGUCUCGGGAGGUCCGUGUCCCCUUCCCCUCCCCGUUUGAAGUGCCCUGUUUCUAAUGACUUAAAAUUGACAAUCAUACUCAAUACACAACAUUAAAUUCCACCAAACACGCGUCUCAUAAUGUUCAGAGGAACAUGCCAGUGGCGGAUCCAGAAAAUCAAAUUUAUGGGGGGGGGGGGGAGUAUGAGGUGGAAUGCUAAGGGAAGUUUGAAGGGGGAUCGUAAAAAAAAUUAAAUUAAUAUAUAAUAAAAUUAUAACUAUCGCAAAGUUUAGGGAGCGGGCCCCGCCACCCCCCACCCCCAGAUCCGCCUCUACAUGCCAUCAAACCCACCUACAGAUUUCACUCCUUUUGCUAGCUCGAGUAACAUCUAGCCCUCCCGUUUGUUUAUAUGUUGUAGGGGAGAGCUGGAGAUGACUGUGUAAUAAUUCGGCAAUCGUCGACGACCAAAUUUUAGCCAGCUACUGUGUCUAAAAUAUAUUUUUCCCCCACCCUAACUCUCAUACCACAGACCUCUAGUUUGAUCAUUCUCCGGAGUCCAGUCAAGUCAUUAAACUUACAUGUUGUUCACGAGUACCUACGUCUCACGAAGAAACCCCCGAGUUACAAGCUUUCUCCUAUGUCACGAAAACAGUUUGGCUUCGACUGGCAUAGGGAGCGUCGGGUUUCUUCGUGUGGCGUGAAAAACAAUAUGGUAAAAGGUAUUCAGGCCAGCUCAUUUUGCGUGAAUUUCUCUGUUGGUUUUGUCCGAGUUUGAGGAUUUUCUCCAGGACUGGAGGGAAUGGGGGGUGGGGGUGGGUUGCCCCCUGCCUCGUACGCUUAUGGCCCGCCCCUACAAAAUCCUGCAUCCGCGUCUGGAAUCGUCAUUCUUCAAGAUAAAACAAACUCGAAAAAAAAAAAAAACCCAUAAACAAAAUAUUUUGAUGACAACAUAAAAAAUCACAAAACAACUUACAUUUGGUUUAGGUGGCUUUUCGUGAAUGUCAGUAAAUUUGUGCGCGUUUGUGAACACUUGCGCUCGUCGGUGUGUGAGGAAUGGUUUUAUAUAUAUGGAAAAUCAUGCACGAAAUGAUAUAGGAUGAAUAUUUGUAAGGUUUAAUCUGAAUGUAUAUUUAUACAAUGCGACAGGUUUUUUGUUUGUAUUAUUCAAAGUUGGCAUAUUUGUUUACCACAUAUUUUGUCGCAAGUACACUUGUACACAUUAAUCGAUCUUAAAUGCAAUCUUUGAAUAAUUCACUGUUGGAAUAUCAAUAUUGUAAUGCGUUGCCACUAUGUAUAUAGUAAGCUUACAUAUAAAAUAUUCAUUGGACAUCCAUUAAAAUAGCAGUCAGUUCUUGGUUACUAUGGUGAUGCAAGUCAAACUGUGGCAUCGCACAUUAACCUGUUGGUCUCUCUUACUGGCCUACCGGCCUCGGUGGCGUCGUGGUAGGCCAUCGGUCUACAGGCUG
Molecule: messenger RNA, 3378 nt
Organism: Gigantopelta aegis
Lineage: Eukaryota; Metazoa; Mollusca; Gastropoda; Neomphalida; Peltospiridae
Product: BTB/POZ domain-containing protein 6-like
Exons: 2
Coding region: 57-1547 (496 amino acids)
Biological process (GO): neurogenesis
Cellular component (GO): cytosol
Molecular function (GO): protein binding
Source: RefSeq, a predicted model, not a curated record